AAGCAGCAACCAUGAAGUUGUAUUUACUUUUAAGGAAAUGACAAACAUUAAAACUAUUAGCUUAACUUUAUUAAUCUGAAAUGUGACUGAUUAGAGCAGUGUUUCCCAACCCUGGUCCUCAAGGCUCACUGCCCUGCAUGUUUUAGGUAUUUCCUUGCUUCAGUGCAGCUGAUUUCAAUUGAUGACCGAUUAACAGGUUGAAUCAGGUACAUUAAAGCAGCGAAACCUCUAAAACAUGUAGGACAGUGUGCCUUGAGGACCAGGGUUGGGAAACACUGGGUUAGAGAACACAGAAAGAAGCUCAAACUAUGAGACAGUCAGGCUGAUUCAACCUUUAAUCUGCUGUAAAAAUACAGCAAAGAUUCUUCUUCUUCGCUUCAUUUGUAUUUAUUUUUUGUUAUUAAUAUUGCCAGCAGAGCAGGAUUAUCAGCUCACGCUGAGGCGCUGCCAUCUGCUGGUCAGACUGGGAACUGCAGCGGUCACAGUCCCAAAGGCCCGGUUCUACAAACGCAUCAGAAUAAAAAACUGGACCUCAGUGUUCUUCUGAUGAACCUUGAGCUCUUGACCAACCACAACUAAAUAACCAGCUGCUGUCCCUUCAGAAUAAAAGCAUCCAACCCGACAUGUUUGAACUAAUGACCCAAAAAGUUCUGGUUCUGUUUGUCUCCUCAGUGGACACGAUGCAUCAGCAGCCAAAGAUCCACAUCUUCCUUGGUGCUCCUCCUCCUCCUUCACCUGGUAUGGAGGAAGAGGAGGAGGAGGAAGAGCGUCCUGCAGGAUGGAGACAGCUGGAGCUCACCUGGAGGGCGGGCCGUCUCCGACCCGCUGCAGAUGUUCCUGGGAGCGAGGAUCAAAGUAAGGAGAAUCCAACAGAACCAGAACCAGGUCGGGCCACAGGGUCUGCUAGAGGACGAUCCGAUGGAGGAGUGGGUUCUAAAGCCAGAGCUCUGAGGACUGAGGAAGACUCAGAUGGUUCUGAGGAGGAUGUAAGUUCUGCUUCGGUCCGGGAGUACCUGGACCGCUGUUUCCCUCUAGCUCCACCAGAACCAGAACCAGAACCAGAGCAGCAGCCUCUGUCUACCAGAACCCAGUUCCUCAGCACCUGGACUCUCAGCCAGGCAGUGAUCCUGAGAGGACACGCCGUCCAAUCAGCACUCAGCCCAGACAAAGCCCCGCCCAUCCACCCCGUCGGCCCCCAGUCCGGCUCCUCCAGCACCCCGGAGCUGUUCAGCCCGGCCGCCUCGUCUCCCGGAGACUCCAUGGAGAUGUUCAGCCACACCUGUCCGGUCUCCAGGGCGGAGCAAGGUGGGGUCAUCAUGGAGGUCACCGCAGACGGCGUCCUCUGCUCUCAGGAGUCCGACCCCCAGGCGUCCCCCGCGUCGCCCCCCUGCAGCAAGAAACCACGACCCUCAGAGGAGUCGACGUCUGCUGCACCAGAGAGCUCCACCUCCACCACACGUCUGGACAGGUGUGACCAGGUGGGACGCCGGUACUCUGUCCUGGUGGUGGUGGUCCACCCCUGCCAUCUGAAGGAGGUCCAGGUGCGGUCGGGUCCGUCAGCAGGAAGCCGCGUUCCUCUGGCCUCCAUGGUUGUGACGGACCAAUCAGGAGCUGAGAUGAAGGUGGUGCUAUGGAGGAGAGCGGCCUUCUGGGUUCUGACUGUGAGUCCUGGAGAGGUUCUGCUCAUCACAGGGCUGCAGGUGAGGGAGGACAGGUGGAGAGCAGAGACUGUCCUCCAGUCCACCUUCUCCAGCAAACUGCUGAACCUGGGACACGCCUCCACCUCACCGCCAGUUAGCCAGCAGGUUAGCGCCAGCGCUCUCCGCUCUCUGUGCGGUUUCGUCAGAGAGCGGCGCCCCCUGCUGGUGUCCAUCCCCAGCCGGCCCCAGCAGGAUCUGAGCCGGCUCCCUUACGCCACCCUGAGGUCACUGCGGGUCAACACUCUGGUUCACGCUCUGCUUCGUGUCACGCACUCUCACAUCAGCUCAGAGUGGAGAGAUGAGGCUGAGUCUCGGAAUCGCUCUGCGGUCCAGAUGAAGGCGGUUCUGAUGGUGCAUCAGCCGGGUGGCCAGCAGGGGGCUCUGCUGCUGUGGGGGGCUGCGAUGGACUGGCUGCCUCGCUUCAGUAAACACAAAGAUGCUGUGUGGGACUUCAGAGUGCUCCUGGUGAGGGAGGGUUUGACCUCUGACCUCUUGGAGCUGCACUCCACCCCCUGGAGCUCGGUCCGGGUUCUGGACCCGACAGACCACCGGGCGCUGGACUUCCUGCGGGCGUGGCGCCGUCCAGGCCUGAGCGAUGCGGCUCUGGAGCUGGAUGUGGACACGCUGUUGUCCCAGAAGUACAGCGGUGAGGUGGAGCUCAGAGUUCAGGUGCUCAGCUUCCAGUUCCAGGAGCCUCCGCCCUCCCUGAACCCGGCCCAGCCGGUUCUGGACGGCUCCACGCCGCGGGCCGGCCUCCUGGCGGUGCUGAGCGGUGACAUCACCUACACCGGCUGCGGCCGCUGCGCCGCCGAACUGGACACGGACCGCAACGGGAUCUACACACCGUGCUACGCCUGCCUCCCGCUCACCGCCCUGCGCCGCUUCUACAGGCCAGGUGUGUUGACAGUGAGUGGGCAGGGCUCCACCCACCUGAUGGUCCGGGUUCCUCCGGUUCCUCUGCAGAAAAUCCUCCAAGCUCCUCCGGACCGACUCCAGCGCAGCGCAGCUCCAGGUUCUCAGGUGCGACACGUCCAGGUGGCAGCGGAGAAGCUGCAGGCGCUGCUGGCUCUUCCCAGGAAGUGGGUGGUCAUCACGGUGCGGAGCCACUUCCUGUGCGACCAGAACAGCGUUCCCCUCAGUCAGGACUUCACUCUGCUGGACCUUCAGGUUCCGACCCGGUGAAGAACCCACCUGGUGGGCGGAGCUUACAGUCUCCUCCAGAGACAGCCUCAGAGUGUUGGACACCUGAAGACGUGCAGGACGUCUGCGUGGGUCUGGAUCCUCAACACCAGAACCGACUGACGUGUUGGGAGACGGACUGGGAGAGAAUCAUGGAUCUGAGUUACCUGUUCCUCAUACAUACCUC
Messenger RNA from Gambusia affinis (western mosquitofish), 3066 nucleotides. It is a transcript of the gene shld2, whose product is annotated as shieldin complex subunit 2. The transcript is spliced from 11 exons. The record is from RefSeq and is a predicted model, not a curated record. Gene Ontology annotation, cellular component: nucleus; site of double-strand break. The coding region runs from base 624 to 2882 and encodes 752 amino acids. Lineage: Eukaryota; Metazoa; Chordata; Actinopteri; Cyprinodontiformes; Poeciliidae. Gene Ontology annotation, biological process: regulation of double-strand break repair via homologous recombination.